Xenopus laevis (African clawed frog) is the source of this 8185-nucleotide messenger RNA. RefSeq names its product histone deacetylase 4 S homeolog (gene hdac4.S). Gene Ontology annotation, biological process: chromatin remodeling; negative regulation of transcription by RNA polymerase II. The record is from RefSeq and is a predicted model, not a curated record. NCBI's taxonomy places the organism in Eukaryota, Metazoa, Chordata, Amphibia, Anura, Pipidae. The transcript is spliced from 27 exons. Gene Ontology annotation, molecular function: histone deacetylase activity; histone deacetylase activity, hydrolytic mechanism. Gene Ontology annotation, cellular component: nucleus; cytoplasm. Bases 399 to 3599 code for a protein of 1066 amino acids.
AAUGGCUUUCAUUCUACGUGAAGGGGUUUUACCUUGGAUUGGCGUGGCCUUGGACCAAUUAGGAAACAGUGCGCGGCUCGGCGCAGAGCGAGGAGGUGAGCGGGAUGGCGGCUGCUUGUAGUCUUGGGGUGCACAGUGGGGAUUGAGAGAAACCGGAAACCAGCUAGGCCUGUGACAUAGGGAGAAACCCUGCAAUCAUCUGGGGAACGGAAUACGCAAGUUGCCCGGCGAGGAGUCGCAGGUAUUUGCCUUGGAAAGUCUCUUCCUGUGGCUUCAUGUUGGCCCUUCUGGAUUUUUUUUAUUCCUGUGAAUCUUCUUUUCUGCAUUUGGUUUGGGUCAGUCUUGGUUUGGAGUACUCUAUCUGGUUUUGAUUGCUAGUGGAAUUAUCGUGGCCUGUCAUGAGCUCCCAUACUCAUUCAGAUGGAAUUUCUGGUCUGGACCAACCAGUGGACCUUUUAACACAGACCCGUGCCAAACACAUGCCAAGCCCUGUUGAUGUGAGUGCUGCAUUGCCGCUGCAAGUGGCCCCCAGCGCUCUUCCCAUGGACCUGCGGCUAGAUCCCCAAUAUACAAUUUCUGCACAGGAGCCCAGUGGGAGGGAGCAACAGCUGCAGCAAGAGCUCCUGUCCUUGAAGCAAAAGCAGCAGAUCCAAAGGCAGCUUUUGAUUGCUGAGUUUCAAAGACAGCAUGAGCAGCUGUCUCGCCAGCAUGAAGCUCAGCUCCAUGAGCAUAUAAAGCAGCAACAAGAGCUCCUAGCCAUGAAACAUCAACAGGAGCUUCUGGAACACCAGAGAAAGCUGGAGCAACACCGACAAGAGCAGCAGAUGGAGAAACAGCAACGAGAUCAGAAACUGUUGCAGUUAAAGAACAAGGAAAAGGGAAAAGAAAGCGCUGUGGCAAGCACUGAGGUAAAAAUGAAAUUACAAGAGUUCGUGUUGAAUAAGAAGAAAGCUUUAGCCCACAGAAGCUUAAAUCAUUGCAUGUCCAGUGACCCUCGCCUUUGGAAAACUCAGCAUAGCUCUCUUGACCAGAGUCCUCCACCACAGGGUCUUGUGUCUGCCUCGUAUCACCAAGCUGUCCUUGGAAUGUACGACUCUAAGGAUGACUUCCCUUUAAGAAAAACAGCAUCUGAGCCUAAUCUGAAGUUGCGCUCAAGACUGAAGCAGAAAGUUGCAGAGAGGAGGAGUAGCCCUCUACUGAGGAGGAAAGAUGGCCCUGGCAUCACUACUUUGAAAAAACGUCCUUUAGAUGUGUCUGAUUCUGCAUGUAACAGUGCUCCAGGCUCUGGUCCCAGUUCUCCCAAUAAUAGUUCAAGCAACAUCAGUUCAGAAAACGGAAUAGCUGGUCCUUUAGGCCUCCAGACAGAGGCUUCACUGGCUCACAGACUUGUGAACAGAGAGAAUUCAAUAACACAGCUUCCUCUAUACACAUCACCCUCUUUACCUAAUAUUACCUUAGGACUGCCUGCAAGUGGUUCUACCAAUGGUGGAUCAGGACAGGAGAAUGAAUGCCUUUCUCUGCCUGCUCUACAGCAACGCCUUUCCCUAUUUCCAGCUGCUCACCUCACAUCUUACCUUGGACCUGAAGCCACAAACUCUCAUAAUCAACUUUUACAACAUAUGGUACUACUAGAACAGCCUGGUGCACAGAGUUCUUUGAUAUCAGGUUUGGGGACCCUACCACUUCACUCCCAGUCUCUUGUGUCACCUGACCGUGUAUCCCCCACCAUGCACAAAUUACGUCAGCAUCGUCCUUUAGGCCGUACUCAGUCUGCUCCACUCCCACAGAAUUCACAUGCUCUGCAACACCUAGUCAUCCAACAACAGCACCAGCAAUUCCUGGAAAAGCACAAACAGCAAUUCCAACAGCAGCAGCUUCACCUAAACAAGAUGAUUCCUAAAGUGAAUGAAGCCUCACGGCAGCACGAGAGCCACCCUGAGGAGACUGAGGAGGAGUUACGUGAGCAUCAGGCACUGCAUGAAGAACCUUAUACAGAGCGUUUAGCUGAACAAAAGGAAUUAAGCCCUGGCAAUGUGGUGCAUGUCAAGCAGGAGAAAGAGGAAAGUGAUGAUGAAGAAAAUACACUGGAUUUGGAAAGGAGUAAAAUGCAGUCUGACCCAGAUCUGCUGUUUAGACAGCAAACAUUAUUACUGGAGCAACAACGCAUUCAUCAACUGAGAAACUAUCAGGCUUCCUUAGAGGCUGCAGGCUUAGUUGUUCCUUUCAGUGGUCAUCGGCCUCUCUCAAGAGCACAGUCCUCACCUGCCUCUGCAUCCUUUCCCAUGUCUGUACAGGAGGCCCCCAGUAAAACCAGGUUCACCACAGGCCUUGUGUAUGAUACAUUGAUGUUAAAACACCAGUGCAUCUGUGGGAACACAAACAGCCAUCCUGAGCAUGCUGGAAGAAUACAAAGCAUUUGGUCAAGGCUUCAAGAAACAGGUUUACGCAGCAUGUGUGAGUGUAUUCGAGGCAGAAAGGCAACACUGGAAGAACUACAGACUGUGCAUUCUGAGGCUCACACUAUCUUAUAUGGCACCAAUCCCUUGAACCGUCAGAAGCUUGAAGGUUCCUUGGCUUCUCUUUUCGUUCGUCUCACAUGUGGCGGGGUUGGGGUUGAUAGUGACACGAUUUGGAAUGAAGUGCACUCUUCUGGUGCUGCCCGUCUUGCAGUUGGUUGUGUUGUAGAAUUGGCUUCAAAGGUGGUUUCUGGAGAGCUCAAGAAUGGCUUUGCUGUGGUUCGUCCUCCAGGUCACCAUGCAGAAGAAAGUACACCUAUGGGUUUCUGUUACUUCAACUCUGUAGCAAUAGCUGCCAAGGUUCUCCAGCAAAGAUUAAAUGUCGCGAAGACGCUGAUUGUGGAUUGGGAUGUUCACCAUGGGAAUGGUACCCAACAGGCAUUUUACAGUGACCCAAAUGUCCUUUAUAUAUCACUCCAUCGCUAUGAUGAUGGUAACUUUUUUCCAGGCAGUGGAGCUCCAGAUGAGGUUGGAACAGGUGCUGGAGUUGGUUUCAAUGUGAACAUGGCUUUUACUGGUGGUCUGGACCCUCCAAUGGGAGAUGCAGAAUAUCUGGCAGCUUUCAGGACAGUUGUGAUGCCCAUAGCUGCUAAGUUUUCUCCAGAUGUGGUUUUGGUGUCUGCUGGGUUUGAUGCAGUGGAAGGACACCCAUCUCCACUUGGUGGUUACACAGUCUCAGCCAAGUGUUUUGGGUACCUGACAAAGCAACUUAUGGAAAUAUCUGGGGGUCGCAUUGUUCUUGCUCUCGAGGGAGGCCAUGAUUUAACAGCUAUUUGUGAUGCCUCUGAAGCCUGUGUGUCUGCCCUGCUGGGAAAUAAGCUGGAGCCACUUCCUGAGUCUGUAUUGCAGCAGAGACCAAACAUCAAUGCAGUCAAGUCAAUGGAAAACGUUAUUCAGAUCCAAAGUGAAUACUGGCCUUGUUUGCAUAUAAGUUCCUCAACUGUGUCCUAUUCACUUAUUGAAGCUCAAAAGUGUGAGAAUGAGGAGGCAGAGACUGUGACAGCAAUGGCAUCCCUGUCGGUAGAUGUUCGCCAGGAACGAAGGACAGAGGAUGAGCCAAUGGAUGAAGAACCUCCUCUGUAGCAGAAUCUGGCAACUGUCAGUUGUGUAAUUCCAUGUCUUUGAUGGGGGGGUGUCUCCUCUGAUUUCUCUGCCUGCGCUCAGUCUACAGAAUGACUAGCAGUGAUCUGGAUGUAAAGAACCCUGUGUACAUCACAUCCACAGAACCGCAAAUUGUGGCACAGCGGCAUGCACAGCCAUGUUGUACCACUGCUUUCUGAGGGGACAUGCCUCCCUUAGGAGCCUCUGGCAGCUCUUGCCAAAAAUAUUUUGUUACUUUACUUUCAUGUUAUUUUUUAACAAGUACUAAUUCAAAGAAACACAAGGAGAAAGACCUCCUUUGGGGUCCUACAUACAGUUUGGUGCUUUAACAUUCUGCAUUUUUCACAGGAAUUCUGUGAGCGCUGGAAGUGUAUGCUGGAUGGCCAUGGUCUCUGGACAGUUGUUUUUUAAACCACUUGGUUUAUCAUUUUUGAACAUUUCUCCUAAGGGAAAGAAUAAGGAUGGGAUGAAAAGAUUUUCUAGAAUACUAUUAAUGUCAGGAACGUAUGACUUAAUCUGAAAGAAGCAGGAGGAAGGAUUGUGCCUUGUUCAUGGAUGGGACACUUGUUUCCAUUUAAAUGGUUCUCUUUUAUUAAGUUCUGAAAAAUUGAAGGACUUGCCUUAAACCUAAACACCUACACACCCCAGGAAUUGUGUGGCGCAUUGCACACAACUGGUGUCUCCUGCCAUUGACACAGUGCUGUAAGGUGGAGUGUUGCUAUCAUAGUGUUGGUAUCAUACGGCAGUCAUCAUUUUUGAUUUCUGUGAGUCAAGUUGCAUGUUGUAUCUGUACGAUAACCAGACUUGUCUUCUCCACUCAAGUUUGUGCUCACAAAACAAAGACUUAACCUACAAGUUAUUUUUGUAGGUGCAUUUCUACAUUGUGGAGCUCGGAUCUGUGGCCUCUUACUGCGCGGGAAGCAUGUACUGGCCUGUGCAACCUUUUUAAGGGGCUCCGUUUGUUUUUAUGUUUUAGAUUUUUUUUUUUUAAACUACAUUUUGUAUAACUUUUUUUGAGCAAGAUCAUUAACAGGCAAACAGAACAUUUCCAGUUCCCAUUUCAUUUUUACAUUUUUUUUUCAAAGGUUUAUAUAUGUAUUUUUUGUAAGGAACUUGUUUUUUCUUGUGAUAACGAAGAUUUCCUGUUUUUAUACUGAAAUAUUUUCUUUUUUUUUCUCCCUGGAGAGUUUUUUUUUCGCCCUUAGAUCUUGUUACAUACAUUACAACAUAUAUAUGAUCUAUAGGGAAAGGUAGCAGUGGUGGUUUUCAGUUAGAUAGGUAGGAAGGGUCACAGCAGAAGUUUGUAAGUAUUUUUUGUGAAAAUGAAGCAGGACCCAUUCAUUCAACUUUAAUUUUAAUAGGUCAUAUAAAGGCAUUGCAAACUUUUGUUUUUUCCUGAAAUGAGACCAAUAAUUUACUGUAUGUGAGCCUUGCUCCUGGAAUUGCAUGAAUGGAGCAGGGCACGCUCAGUCUUGGAUAUAACCUCAAUAUAUAGCACUUAUUAUCCAUGCUGAGGUCUGUUUUCUAGCUGAAUAACAGCAGCAUGUGAAUCAUACCAACUGCCUGACAGAUUGACUUCUGCAGUUAAGCUCCUUACUGUUUAAAGGGAACAGCAUGUUGCUGCUUUCAAGCAGUUUGUGUUCCCAAAUCCGCUCCCCUUGAACUUGGCUACGUUACUUGGUUCAGUAGGGGUUACAUUGCAGGCUGCACCUUGACAUUGUUUCUUGUCCUGGCAGCAAAUUUCAUAUGUAGAAGAUCUGGGAGAUACUUAGCAGCUCAUCUAUGGGUUUGAACCCUAGCAAUGUGCCCUUAACUGUGUGUAUUUUAUUACAUUUUAUGGCCAUUGUGUAAUAACACUACACCCUGUGACUGCACCACACUGGCUGCUCACUCUUUUAUUCCUUGUUCAUACACUUAAGUGCUACAGUUCUCCUCCUUUCACAUUUUUUGCCUAGUUACAAACUGAUCAUUUUACAUUGAAGCAUUCAUGUCGUGUUCUUUUCACUAUUUCCUUUAUUGCUGCCAUUCUCAUUUUGGGGUCUAUGGCCGGUUUCUUAACAUUGAGAACCAUCCAGAAAAUGCUAAACUCUGCAUGAAUUGUAAUUCUUCUGAGGUGCAGCAAGUAUACUUACAUGCUCGAUUCUGCCAGGUCUAUGCAUUGGGCAUUCACCUAACACACAAUAUACUUCUUCAACAUUUCUGGAUUGUUAGUUUUUCAUAUUGCUUUUCGGAGUUUACUGCAUGUGAUUAUUUCGAGUCCACUAUGAAAGUGUUCUAUACCACAUGAUGGCAGCAUCCAGUAGCACUGUGGUACUGCCAUGGUUACACUCUUGUCUUAAGUUCUUAUUGUGAGUAUUUCACAGUAAAACUACUGCAAUAAAUGAUUACUUUUACAGAGGAUAUGGUUUGAAUGCAGCUUUCAGAGCAUGAUAUAUCAACAGCGUUGUUGAGGCUACAUAUGACCCUCGUUAUUGACAAGCUUUCCUGUUCUUAUCAAUCCGAGUCUAGCUUCAUUUUUCCUGGGAAUGUACCAGUUGCCAAUUGUUUGAAGUUUAUGGACCUGCAACUGGAAGUAUCUGCCCAGACACACUUGUUGCCGAAUUUUAUUCCUUGUUAACUUUCAUUUUAUUUCCUGUCUGACAUUUCCACACAUUCCAUGGGGUUGCAAAUGAUAUAAUUUUGUGUGUGCAAGGGAGGAGCCACACUCCUAUUUCUGGGCAUUGAUCUCCCUUUAAAUAAAUAUAUAUAUAUAAAAGAUAGUUAUAUAUAGAUAUAUAUAAAAAUCUAUUUUUCUAGAUUUUAUUAUGUAUUUGCAUGAUUCAAGCACAGCUCAGUCCUAUACUGUGUACCUGGUCAAGUUGCAGCACCAGGCUUAGAGAGGGCAGAUCACAUGUAUCGUCUAUUGUCUGACCCUUGCAAAGAAAACGGCACUUGUUUUAGUCCUUUUGUAGGAUCAGACUAGGGGUGCAGUUAAAACUGUAACAAAAAGUGAGUCCUUAAAAUAUUGUAAUUUGAAGGGGAAGCUGAUUUUGCUGAAAUGCCUAUGCCUGCCAGGGAGACAGACGUCUGGUGCAUCCCGCUACUAGAAAACUGGUGGGUUUCACUGUGCCAGGGAAGGGAGUUGGUGUGUCAAACUGCCACAUCUCUCAUUGUGUUUAGUGUACAUAUAUUGUGUUUUUUUUAUCUUUGUAGAACACUAUUGAAGGGCUUGCAUGCUACACUUUGCAGCCCUGUUCAAACACUGUGUACAAAAACAUGCUAUCAGUAUCUGUAAGCAAAUCCAGGAGCAUAUCACAUGUUCAAAUCCCUGUGCCCACAUUACACUAGCUCCUCGACUUUUUCCUUUUGAUUGUGGCAACAGCUGUAGUUUGCCCGAUGCUGCAUAGCCGUGGUUUCUUUCAAAAACAGUUUUGCAGACAAGUGAUUUUUAUUCCAGAAGUGAUUGUAACACAUUCAACUACACGUUUUUAUUAAUAAGUGCAUUGAGAACUAAUCCAUUAUGAUGCAAUUGUGUCGCGCUAGGACUAAACUGUGGAAUGGGGCUUGGCUGCUAUUGUUGCCAGCCAUAACUAAAGCAGGGGGGCUGCCAAUUCUUGCUGCUACAACUGUCGUCAGAUAGGAGAAAUGGCUCAGGUUGUAUAAGGAGGUAUUCUUUUAAAAUAUUUAUCAUUCCCACUAUUUCAUCAAUCCUUAGCACUUGUUAUCAAAGUGAUCACAUUUCUGCCUGUAUCCUGAUGCUAUAUAUAUAUAUAUAUAUAUAUAUAUAUUCUGUGAUUUUCUCUUGCAUUUUCUUCUGAGAUAGGUCUGGCUUCAUUAUGUAGGAUAAGAAGGGAUGCUGGCAGAAAGCUUGCAGAGGGAAGAAAGCAGAUGCAGGUGACUUCUUACAGUUACAGGAAUUUGUUUUUUCCUGAGGUGGGCAAGAUCACCUCAUUCUGAAUAAUCACUGUUUAAAGAAAUCUAUAUAUGUAUAGCUAUAAAUUUGACGUUUUAGUUUAAAAAGUGUAAAACCUCUAGUGAAAACCAUUUCAUAUGUUGAGCCCCUAAAGUUCUUCUACAUAUCGGCAGAAGGGGUCAACAGAAAUAUCCUGUUACUGGAGGCGACACUUAAAUUUUUCAAGACUGAAAGUUGUGUGUAUAUAAGUAUAAAUAUAUAUACAUAAGAUAUAUAUAAUUAAGAGUAUAUACUUAGAGAGUUUGAUGCAACAUUCACCUGAUCUUACAUCAGAUCUGUAAUGAUGAUUUUGUAUCUGAAUAUUUUUUUUUUUCCAUUGACCUUCAAUUUUGUUGGAGCCUGCUAUUACAGAAACGUGGGCCAUCUUGUUCCCAGCACUUUUUAUGUUCCUCUAAGGGAACUGGAGGCUGAUUUUAUUUUUAUUAAUUUUUUUUUUUACUAUUUUGUUAGAAAUGUUAUAUUGUUUGCCAUUUUUUCCCACCGACAUUUUCCAUUAUCUUUACUUAUUUUCUGUGGCAAGAGUGACUGAUUUCAACUUUGUUAACAGUGCAGUAUUUUGUACCACAUUAUGGCGGUGUGUUACUCUCGUGGUGUAAAUAAACUGAAAUGUUAAUUA